GGGGGGGCAAUAUGGACGUCACAUCCCCCUCUUCAGAAAACUGGAGUAGGAAGCGGAAAUGAACAAAUUGACAUUCUCUUUUGUGUGUAUGUUUUGAGCUGUUGAACGUGAAGUUGUCAAGCAAUUUAGAGGUCUCUUUGAAAAGCUGUCAAUACGAAGGGGGAAAUAACAGGAAAUCAACAUGAACCUAGAGCGCCUUCCCAAUGAGGAGAAACUCACCCUCUGUAGGAAAUACUAUUUCGGGGGAUUUGCAUUCCUUCCGUUCCUGUGGCUGGUGAAUGUGGUGUGGUUUUUCAAAGAGGCCUUUGUAAAGCCAACAUAUACUGAACAACUUCAGAUCAAAACAUAUGUAAAGCGUUCAGGGCUGGGGUUGCUACUGUGGGUUGCAGUACUCACCACAUGGAUAACCAUAUUCCAGCACUUCAGAGCAGAAUGGGGUGAGGUGGGCGACUACCUCUCCUUCACCAUUCCACUUGGCAUUCCCUGAGACAGACAAGGCGGGGAAACAAGAAAGCUUCCUACUGUAUAAAACUUUACCAUGACAGAAUUAAUAGGCAAAUCUAACAUAGGUUGAAAUAGUUAAACGUGUAGUUUCUCAAUGGAUAACCAUGGUAAUUUUCUUCUGGGCUUUAAUGAGUGGGAAGAUGUCCUAUGAACACUGCACCUUUUCCCCAAAUUGUGUGUAGUGUGUGGAUGUCUCAACACGUUUGAGUAAAUUUGGAAGGUUAUACAGGCGAAUGGUAUGUAUGACAAAAAUAAAUAGCAAAUUCAUUAACUUUCUAAAUUAAAUGGAAGUGUAUGCCUUUUUUAUUUGCUGUAAUAAGGUUUUGAGUUUAGAUGCCAGAUUGUGGUCUAGUGUGCAUUUCAUUAGACAUUUGACUCCUAUGGAUAAUAUGAAUGGCAUGAGAAUAGCUUUGGAUAACAAUAUCCAAUUGGCUUUGUGUUUAAUAUGUCAGUAUUUGUGUAACACUGCUCACAAUAACAACAUACUUAUUCCAGAUAAUAAUAUUCAUAGUAUCCUUUGUACUCUGUGUAAACCAUUCCAACAGUGAUGAGAUAUUAGCCAGUAAAGUACUUUAUGAUUGCAGAAUUAUUAUUUUUUUAAGUGCUUAAAUGAGGUCCGCUUCUGGCCAAUCUCUUAGGCGCCUAUUAUGAAACUCAAUCCAUCUGUAGCAAAUGUUACCCCCCCCUCUUCAGGAUCAUGGUUGAUGCCAUUUUUAGGCACUCAGUCAGACUCUACUUCUAUUACCAACUGACGCCAUGGCAGGAAGGACAUGUCACCCCACCAGCUCCAGUACUUAACAAGUCCAUUGAGUCUGCCAGGGUUGUAUAAGUCACACGACUGUCUGCUCUAAAUGGGGUCAAGGGGCAGUGGAUGUAAACCCAAAUCAGAUGUGUGUGUGAUGGAUGGUCAUAAGAUACCCAAUCGAUGAGGUGCUAAGAUCUGUGACAUGCUGGAGGCUUAUAUGACAUUGUUGUGGAUGUGGUGUCAGUGUAAUUGUAGAACAUGAUGUUCACCCUGCAUGUCAUGAUGACCUAAUUUAUUAUAAGGUCGUUUUAAUCACCAGGACAAAGUGGCUCGGGGAGACUGGCCAACAUUAAUCACAGAUUUGUUCAUCCCUCUCUUUGGGAUUAUGAUCAUCUCUGUAGAAAUUAUAAAAUUAAUACAAAUAUUGAAUAAUUUUUCUUUUGAAUAGAAAGACUUCCAAAUAAGGCCAAUGUGAUUGAAGAUUAGUGUGCCUGCUUCACAUUGAUCAAAAGAUCAUUACAUAAACAAUGUAACAGAAAAAUCUGAAGUAUGUAGACCUAUACAAUAAAUAUUGUAACAUCUUAAA
Oncorhynchus mykiss (rainbow trout) is the source of this 1835-nucleotide messenger RNA. RefSeq names its product gamma-secretase subunit PEN-2. Gene Ontology annotation, biological process: Notch receptor processing. The record is from RefSeq and is a predicted model, not a curated record. Gene Ontology annotation, cellular component: gamma-secretase complex. Lineage: Eukaryota; Metazoa; Chordata; Actinopteri; Salmoniformes; Salmonidae.